AUGCAAGCUAUCUUGAAACGAUGGGAGCUUGGUGUAGAAGUAGUGGUACAAAAUGGUGCGUUGAUUGAGGCAAAGGACUAUAGUGGCUGCACACCCUUACAGCUGGCUAUCGACGCACAUCAUGUGGCUUCUGUCAAGUUCUUGCCAGAAAAGGGAGCACCAAUCGAGAAGAAAGACGAUCCUAGUUACAUGCCAUUUUGGCAGGCUCUCCUGAAUUCCUAUAAGCCCAUGAUUGAGAUUUUGCUAGAAAAAGGCGCCUCAAUCGAGCAACAAAACAGUGAUGGAUACACGCCCUUGAUUUGGGCGCUUAAGAAUGACAGGGCAGCCUCGGAUCAUGCCUCUUCUCCGGAUCUUGUCUCUUUCCUGCUUGAGAAAAACGCGCCAACCGAUGCAAAGGACGCCCUAGGCUUUGCUCCCCUGUUUUUAGCUAUCAAAAAACGACGCUUGUGGGAAAUCAAAAAAUUUCUGGACAAAGGUGCGGCAAUUGAAGAAAGGCACAGCAGUGGCCUAACACCUUUGUUGUUGGCUCUCAAGUAUGGCGAUCUGGCGACGACUCACGAUUUACUCAAGAGAGGUGCAAAAAUUGAGGCCAGGGAUGAUAACGGCGUAACGCCCUUAUUAUGGGCUGUUCAACAUAAAUUGCUGCCCGUUGUCGAGUUUCUGGUUGAAGAAGGGGCCGAGGUUGAUGUGAAGGAUAAUGAUGGUCAGACGCCCAUGCGACUGGCUUCCCAGCGGAGGCAUGAGGGGCCUCCUGGUGAUUCCCGUACCAUUGAGUGGGAAUCUAUUAGUCUUCCUCUCACAAAGACUGUCAAGAGAUCAUUUCCUACGCAGCCAUCCUGA
Messenger RNA from Penicillium cosmopolitanum, 840 nucleotides. RefSeq names its product ankyrin repeat domain-containing protein. The transcript has a single exon. The record is from RefSeq and is a predicted model, not a curated record. Gene Ontology annotation, molecular function: protein binding. NCBI's taxonomy places the organism in Eukaryota, Fungi, Ascomycota, Eurotiomycetes, Eurotiales, Aspergillaceae. The coding region runs from base 1 to 840 and encodes 279 amino acids.